Biomphalaria glabrata is the source of this 732-nucleotide messenger RNA. Its product is annotated as hemagglutinin/amebocyte aggregation factor-like. Bases 134 to 673 code for a protein of 179 amino acids. The record is from RefSeq and is a predicted model, not a curated record. The transcript has 4 exons. Lineage: Eukaryota; Metazoa; Mollusca; Gastropoda; Planorbidae.
AAACUUCAACGACACCAUUGCGAGUUGUUUCCCCUAAACCUCUAUAAAAGCUUGCAUUCUUCAUCCGUCGUUGGACUCUCAGUACUAAUAGCUGACUUUGUGAGUAACUGAAGACAAGUCAAGUGGAGGUACUAUGUUGAGAAUCUUCUGUUUGUGUUUGGUCCUCUGGUCAUCUGCCCAGUGUCAGCAGUGGAUGACGCAAUAUGACCAACACUUUCAGUUCUUUUGUCCUCCAGGUCAGACUAUCAAAGCACUGGACAGUAUCCAUGACAACCAUCAUGAGGACAGAGUUUGGAAUUUCACCUGUAUAGUACCUCCACAUGGCGCAACGCUUUCUAAAUGUGAAUGGAGCGGUUAUAUAAACGACUUUGACCAACCAGUGGACUACAAUUGUCCAAAUGACGGUAUUAUCUGUGGAAUAGAAAGCGUCCAUGACAACCAUCAUGAAGACAGGAAGUGGUCAUAUUAUUGUUGUUUCCCUGAAGGUUUUGUAACCCACGCUUGUGAGGACACUCCCUACGAGAACACUUAUGAUCACGUGCUCAACUAUCGAGUUCCUGAUGACUUUGUCUUGAGAGGAGUGCAAAGCGUCCAUGACAACCGCCAUGAAGAUCGUAUCUUUAAGUUUGAUAUCUGCAGACUGGAUGCUGUUGGAGAAACUGUGGUGGGAUAAAGGGAUUUUAUUUCAAUCAAAAAUAUUUUAUACAGACAUUAAAUUUCAUAAGAACAAUU